CCAUUUCCUUCACCUUUUUUCUCUUUCAUUUCUUCUCUCCCAGUAUCUAAAAAUGGCCGCCUCAGUCGUUAACCGGCAGUACGGCCAUCUCGAACCCAAUCUGAACGGAGGCGUCCACGGCUACCGAACCUCCUCCAAUUCCCGGCCACCCUCGCCGUUCCGGAGCUCCAACUUUCCUCCGAACACAGCUACUGAACAUGCCUUCGCGGUUCAAAUGGACGAUUCGUCGAGUGAAGAUGAAAACGAAUUUGAUUGGUCGGACCAUCUUGGCAACGUUAACAACGAGGUUGAACCAUCAAUCUUCGAUUCUCGUGAUCAAGGAACCGCCGACAACUGGGUCGAGCGUAACCCGUCAUUGAUUCGACUCACCGGUAAGCACCCAUUUAAUUGUGAGCCGCCUUUGACUCGGUUGAUGCACCAUGGGUUCAUUACUCCAGUGCCACUUCACUACGUUCGCAACCACGGGCCGGUUCCAAAGGCAACGUGGGAGGAAUGGACCUUCGAAGUGACCGGUCUAGUCAAGCGACCAAUCCGGUUCACCAUGGACCAGCUCGUGAACGAAUUCCCAAGCACGGAAUUCCCGGUCACGCUUGUUUGCGCCGGAAACCGGCGAAAAGAACAAAACAUGGUUAAACAUACCAUCGGUUUUAACUGGGGAGCCGCUGGGGUUUCUACUUCGGUGUGGCGCGGUGUACGGUUAAGAGAUGUGCUCAAGCGUUGUGACAUCUAUAGCCGUCGGAUGGGAGCGAUGAACGUGUGUUUUGAAGGAGCUGAAGAUUUACCUGGUGGUGGUGGGUCCAAGUAUGGUACAAGCAUCAAGAAAGAGAUUGCGAUGGAUCCAUCACGGGAUAUCAUAUUAGCUUAUAUGCAAAAUGGAGAGCUGUUGAAGCCGGACCAUGGAUUCCCGGUGCGGAUGAUCAUACCAGGAUUUAUUGGUGGCAGGAUGGUAAAAUGGCUGAAACGUAUAAUCGUCACCACCAAAGAGUCGGAGAAUUACUAUCACUAUAACGAUAAUAGGGUCCUUCCGUCACACGUGGAUGCCGAGCUAGCUAACGCCGAAGCUUGGUGGUACAAGCCUGAGUACAUCAUCACCGAGUUGAACAUUAACUCGGUAAUUACAACGCCGUGUCACGAUGAGAUCUUGCCGAUUAACUCGUGGACAACUCAGAGUUCUUAUACUUUGAAGGGCUAUGCUUAUACUGGUGGAGGGAAGAAAAUUACACGUGUUGAGGUGACAAUGGACGGUGGAGAGACAUGGAUGGUGUGCAACUUAGACAUUCAGGAGAAACCCAACAAAUAUAUGAAAUACUGGUGUUGGUGCUUCUGGUCCCUUGAAGUGGAGGUGGUGGACCUAAUUGGUGCCAAAGAGUUUGCUGUGAGGGCUUGGGAUGAAGCCCUCAAUACUCAACCUGAGAACCUCAUUUGGAAUGUCAUGGGAAUGAUGAACAACUGCUGGUUCAGAGUGAAGAUGAACGUGUGCAAGCUACACAAGGGUGAGAUUGGUAUCAUGUUUGAGCACCCGACCCAACCGGCAAACCAACCAGGCGGGUGGAUGACCCGACAAAAGCAUGUUGAGACGUCUGAAAGUAACCCUGCCUUGAAAAAGAGCUUAUCCACUCCUUUCACGAAGACAUCCUCCAAAGUGAUAUCCAUGUCCGAGGUGAAUAAGCACAACUCGGACGAGUCACCUUGGAUCGUCGUCCAUGGCCAAGUCUAUGACUGCACCAAGUUCCUUAAGGACCACCCUGGUGGGUCAGAUAGCAUCCUUAUCAAUGCCGGAACCGACUGUACCGAAGAAUUUGACGCGAUCCACUCCGAAAAAGCAAAAAAAAUGCUCGAAGAUUAUUGGAUCGGAGAACUCAGUACCACCACCGGUUACAAUUCUCCAAUCCAUAAUUCGUCUAGUGACAUAACUAAAACGAAAAACCUUGCUCUGAUACCAGGUGAAAAGAUCCAAUGCAAGCUCAUUUCCAAGACUCAACUCUCCUACGAUUCCCGUCUCUUCCGAUUCGCAUUGCCAUCAGAAGAACAAGUCCUUGGACUGCCGGUAGGGAAGCACAUUUAUCUUUGUGCUACCAUAAACGAAAAGCUUUGUAUGCGUGCAUACACUCCAUCAAGCUCAAUUGAUGAGGUUGGCUACUUUGAUCUUGUUGUUAAGGUCUACUUCAAGGGUAUAAACCCUAAAUUCCCAAAUGGAGGUCUAAUGACACAAUUCUUGGAUAAUCUUCCCUUGGGUGGAACCCUAGACAUUAAAGGUCCAUUGGGACACAUUGAGUAUACUGGCCAAGGUAACUUCAUAGUCCAUGGAAAGCACAAAUUUGGAAAGAAGCUAGCAAUGAUAGCUGGAGGGACAGGAAUCACUCCUAUCUAUCAAGUUAUCCAAGCAAUCUUGAAGGAUCCAAAGGAUGAAACAGAGAUGUAUUUGGUGUAUGCAAAUAGAACAGAAGAUGAUAUAUUGUUGAGAGAUGAAUUGGAUUCGUGGGCUGAGAAGCAUGAGAGGUUGAAGGUAUGGUAUGUGGUGGGGAAAUCAAUCAGGGAAGGGUGGAAGUACAGUGUAGGGAGAGUUACAGAGAGUAUUCUUAGAGAACAUGUUCCAGAAGGAGGAUCAAGUGAUAUGUUGGCAUUGGUAUGUGGGCCAGCACCAAUGAUUCAGUUUGCAGUGACACCCAACUUGGAGAAGAUGAACUAUGAUGUUAAGAACUCAUUACUUGUGUUUUGAAGUGUGAUGAGGAUGGCUAGGGUUCUAGUGUUGUUGUAUGUAUAUAGUAGUGGUUCACAUGAUCUGUUCUACCCUUUUUUGCCUUAUUUUU
Molecule: messenger RNA, 2810 nt
Organism: Telopea speciosissima
Lineage: Eukaryota; Viridiplantae; Streptophyta; Magnoliopsida; Proteales; Proteaceae
Product: nitrate reductase [NADH]-like
Exons: 4
Coding region: 53-2719 (888 amino acids)
Biological process (GO): nitrate assimilation; nitric oxide biosynthetic process
Molecular function (GO): heme binding; molybdopterin cofactor binding; nitrate reductase (NADPH) activity
Source: RefSeq, a predicted model, not a curated record